Aspergillus melleus is the source of this 1041-nucleotide messenger RNA. RefSeq lists its product as uncharacterized. The transcript is spliced from 2 exons. Lineage: Eukaryota; Fungi; Ascomycota; Eurotiomycetes; Eurotiales; Aspergillaceae. The coding region runs from base 74 to 484 and encodes 136 amino acids. The record is from RefSeq and is a predicted model, not a curated record.
CUCUCUCGCGGGCAACUUUUUCCUCCUUCGUCAUUCCCAAAUAAAACAGUCGACAAGCUCGUACCUGCCGGCGAUGAACGGAUUCUCUCGGGCCGACACCACGGCUGUCAUUCACGCCUACCGCCAUCUUUAUCGUCUGGGGUUGAAGGUGGUGAAUUACUCUACUCCGUCGCGCCAUGUGCUUCUUCAUACUCUCCGUUCUGCCUUUCGAGCAGGCACCCGCGAAGAAUUCCAGCCGCAGAAAAUUGCCAAUACUUUGAGCUUCCUUCAGCGAGCACGCGACAUUGCAGGGCUUGAGCACAAGAUAGUGAGAAACAUACUGAUGGUGAACUAUUGGGAACAGCCUAUCAUGAGGAAAGAGUAUCGAGUUCUCAAAGGUCUAGGGAUCGACCAGAAGCAGUUCGUGGUGCGGGAGGGUGCCAAUGAGCAAUUCAAUCAGACAUUACGCCUCCUGAACGAGAGUCUAGGAACGUGUCUAAAAUGAUAGAUUCUUAAGCUGUAGUUAGCUCCAGACCGCCGGGGGUUGCACCGCCGACACGCCCGAAAUCUUCUGUUAGGGCAAAACACGACUAUAUAUACCGGCGCACAGAGCAGCUAGACCUGUGGAAAGCGACAAAUCGUCCGGACGCGGGUAGCUCGAAGAUGGCGACCAUCAUAGAGUACAGAGAGCACUCCCGGCUGGGAUCGUCAUCGAGCAGCGAGCAGGAAGGGAAACCCCGAAUUGAAUGAAUGACAGGGCUGGUCGUUCCCUCGAACGGCUCCUCGGUAUGCGUUGCGACAGCUACCGGAGUUCUGCAUCGGAGCCCUGGAAUAUCUACGGACUUCCUUGGAUCGAGAUGGCGAGAGAGAAACGUAUGGAAUCAAUAUAGAUUGUCCUUCUUUGUUCCAUAGUAGCGCGUACUUGCUCUCCCAUUGCAGGUGCAGCAGGCGUAAAGGCCGACGAUCAGCACCUCAGGCAGCGAAUUAGCGGGCCAACGUCACAUGCCUGGUCGUAUUCCUGUUCCGGCACGUUCGCAGGGGAUUUUUUUGUUGUCUCUCGGG